CGACGGGACCUAGCUGACCUUUUUCGCCUCACAAGGGCCUUCACAGAAAAAACGCCAUGGCACCAUGUUGGGGGGGCUCCUGGCGGCCUUUGCGACGCUUCGGUGUGCUGUCAGCCUUCACGCGACGACCCGCCCGCGGUACAUCUACUUGAUCCUCAACUUUCCCAAUCGCAUCGUCCGCACCGACAUCAACGGCCAGAAUCAGGUGGUGCUUCUGGAGGGCUUGGGCCAUCCGCACGCGCUUGCUGUGGAUGACUUCCACCGGAAGAUGUACUUCGGCGUCUCCGACGACGCCUCCGACCGGCUGAUGCGCUCCGACCUCACGGGCCGGAACGCGGAGGAGCUGGUCCAGGGCGUCCACGUCGGAGGCGUCGCGGUGGAUCCGCACGGCGGAGCCGUCUAUUGGACGGAGUUGGACCAGGGCCUGGUGCAGCGCGCUCGCUUGGAUGGCUCACAGGUGGAAACCUUGGUGUCCGGCCUCGAAGAUCCAGGUGGGCUGGACUUGGACCUCCAUGAAGGACAAGUCUUUUGGUGCGACCAGACUGGCUGGGAACGGCGCAAGGGCAGGAUCCAGAGGUCUUGGCUGAAUGGAUCAAAUGUCACAGACCUCCGCGAGACGCCAUUUCCGAUGGACGUGGCCGUGGAUCUGGCACAUCAGCAGCUGUAUUACACCGACGCCGGGUCGUACGAGAUCACCCGCUGCGACUUCACGGGAGCGGAGUGCGAGGUCAUCUUAAACAAGACGGUUGAAGUGAAUGAGUCAGCGAAGCAGGGCAGACAUAUCAACGGCUUGCUGGAUCCUCACGGGAUUGUCCUUGACCAUCAAGGGAAAAUCUAUUUCACGUUGCUGGGCACGGCCUACCGCGCCAAGGGUGGAGCCUCGAUUAGCCGAAACGCCAAGCUGCAGCGCUGCAACUUGGAUGGGAGUCACUUGGAGAUCCUCGCAGAGUUCGGCUCCACGCAACCGGUGUCAAUCGCACUGAGCACCGUGAGUGAGACGGAAGAGCUUUGAGGCCAUGUAACAUCGACAAUGGUCCCUUCUCACUGAUGGACAAGAUGCUUGCCGCGCUGAUGUUUGGUACUUACUGCUUUGUGAUAGCGGACAAUCUUGAAGUCAUCGCCAUGAGCAAUUAGCUGACAUAUGGCAUGCAAGUUGCGUCGAGAGGAACAUACGC
Messenger RNA from Durusdinium trenchii, 1175 nucleotides. NCBI's taxonomy places the organism in Eukaryota, Dinophyceae, Suessiales, Symbiodiniaceae. The record is from the annotation of a GenBank genome assembly.